AAUUCUGUAGUUGUAAGGUUUCUAAAGUGCAACACACACACACUUUAUUUUAUUUAUUCUAUGGCAAUAGCCUCAUUACUAAGUUUCACAAGAAAAAAAAAUAGAGAGAUUGGUUCACAAAAGUGAAGUUUCAACAGCAAAGAAACAUAUACUGCAUAUGCAAUGAGCAAAGAAUAAGAAACACAUGAAGUCUCUCAUGGGAAAAGUGCAAUGUUUUACCCUUCCAUCUCUUGGCGGUUGCUUUGACGGUUGUCGCGACCAAGCAAAAGGCUCGGGAUUCGGAACGAGGAUAUGGAACCUAAGUGAUAAGCCAGUGGAGCUGCAAAUAAGGGUGGGAUCAAUACUGAAAAAGAUUCAUACAUUGAAACCAGGGUCUUCAAAGAGAUUGAAAUGUAAAAACAUUUAUAAGGCAUAUAUGCCUAAGAGUGGUAGUGUUGGUGGAAGCUUGAAGAACUUGUUGUAUUCCUAUGAUGAAACUAGUCACCCUUAUAUUUGGAUUCAUGACACAGGGAGUCAUAAUUCUUUAAGGAUGUUUAAUCAACAAUAUAUUAGCCUUGAGGAUAUGAAGGAUUCUUCUGAGAUCAAAAUCUUUAGGGAUCAUCAAAGAGGUUCCAUAUCAGUUAGGAAGAGAAUGAGAUCAGAUUUCUGCUCAAUUUGAAUUUCACACUAUUUGUUUCUUAUGAGUUGGAACUUUUUUUUUUUUUGGUUACAAGUUGGAACUUUUUCUUAUGAGUUAGUGACACUUUUUAUCCAUUGUUUUUUUUUUUUUCCUUUUGCCUAUAUAUUGUUGUGUGAUAGUUCUUUUGAACAAUGAAUAGAAGUUGGGAUUUUUAUUGUUUUAGAUUA
This is a messenger RNA of Trifolium pratense (red clover), 846 nucleotides long. RefSeq lists its product as uncharacterized. NCBI's taxonomy places the organism in Eukaryota, Viridiplantae, Streptophyta, Magnoliopsida, Fabales, Fabaceae. The record is from RefSeq and is a predicted model, not a curated record. The transcript has a single exon. The coding region runs from base 185 to 658 and encodes 157 amino acids.